AUGAAUCAAAUUGUUCAGUGCAAGUGGAAUGAAGCGUCGCAUUUGUUUUGUGAGUUGGUCGAUCGAAUCAUCUCUGAAUUCGUUCCACGUCUCAAUCGGAUACGAUUGGCUCUUAUCCAGCAAGGCAGACCUCCGUUUGAAGGUCACGCUACUCCCGUCAAGGAUCAACAAGAAGCCACGGAAGAGGCCGGUGUUACGACACCUUUCCCCGAUCCGAUACAAGCCCCGGUCGCCAUUCAUCCCUAUGAGACACGUGCCGAGUUGGAGAAGCGAUUCACUUUCUUUACUUUGAAUGAUAAACCGGAGUCCUCGUCACACCUUCAUGACGUAGGCAAGAGCCGAGUAGCAGUUGUCGUCCACGCGUUGUACAACUACGUUCUGGCGUCGUUUCGUGCAGUAAAGGAAUCCGGUCUCCCCUUCCUCGGUGCCACGUUUCACCGAGUUCUUCGCCAAUAUCCUCGUCAGCAACUCAGUCAAGCGCUAUCGCUUUUGCUGGCUAACCAAAUGGUCAAUCGUGUCAAGUUCUCCAUGCCGGAAGAAGAAUAUCGCAUCUUUAACGCGAAGAAGCUGAAGUUGUCUUCCAGGUAA
Molecule: messenger RNA, 588 nt
Organism: Dicrocoelium dendriticum
Lineage: Eukaryota; Metazoa; Platyhelminthes; Trematoda; Plagiorchiida; Dicrocoeliidae
Source: the annotation of a GenBank genome assembly